UCUAGAAUCGAUCCAACUCUAUUGAGUUUUUAACUAAAAAAAUCUCCCAUAUAAAAAGCAAAAAAUGUGUGACGAAGGAACCAUCCGGGACUGUGAGCCAACCACCUUGCGGCUUCCGUUCAAUAGCUACCACAUCAACUUGCCUCUGUAUAUUUUGGACAUGGUGCGCAUCUUCCAAGACCAUCCCAAGUAUAGCAAUGGCAUCAAUGAUCAUCAUAUCCUGGAGAUGCUGGAGAAAGAACCUUUUGCUUGCGGGGACCUUGAGUCGCAGAUAAAGACCGCUUUGCUGGAUCUCACUGCCAAGGGAUUCAUACGAUUCAUUAGCAAUGGAUACCGAACUCUGGGACCAAUUGCCAAACUGUCCAAUGCGCGUUCCGUGCGCCACUUCAACAUGACAUGGCAGCGCAUUGCCGAAUUGCAAAAGGUCAAUUGCCCCAGCCUGGAGCCAGGAUCGAUCUCCAGCGGUCCCUGCACCCAGCGUGGAUCAAACUAUUGAUGUCUAGAUAUAUCCUUAGUUUAUUCGUUGCGUUAACCAUUUCGUUCAUUGAAUUAAGUUCCUCCAAGAGCAGCGUGAACGCUACUCCGCACACCAACAUCGAAAUUAUAAGCGUCUAGUAACAUUCC
This is a messenger RNA of Drosophila eugracilis, 624 nucleotides long. RefSeq lists its product as uncharacterized. Bases 65 to 496 code for a protein of 143 amino acids. The transcript has 2 exons. The record is from RefSeq and is a predicted model, not a curated record. NCBI's taxonomy places the organism in Eukaryota, Metazoa, Arthropoda, Insecta, Diptera, Drosophilidae.